AAAUAUUGCAACAUUUGUAAAACUUCAUAAUUGUUGCAAAUGGAGGAAGUAGAAAAUAUAUUUGUUUGAUUAAAAUUUUCUUGAAUAAAUAUCUAAAAGAAAUCUUGUUAUAAAACUACCCUGUUGAAAUUACUUCAAAAUAAAACAAACACAAUAAAAUCUUGGAAAAAAUUUCCAACAUAAAAGUUUCCGUCCAGAUGGCUAAUUUGGCAGCACAACCAUUAUAUAUCGACUAAAUAUCUUACAGUAAUAUUCAUUUUCAGCAUAUAACAAAUAUCUAUCAUUUUUUUUUUGACUAAAAAUAUCUUUCACAAUUUAUGAGAUACUUUCUUGGUUCUCGAUGGAUGCUGCUCAAGAGAUGGUUAACCAAAGUCGAGGCAAAGAAGAAAUUGAUCCAAGACCAAAAGAGGACAUUGUUCAUCAUAAUUCCAUACCCAACCACAUCAACAACAAAAACCUUCUAUUGCCAAAAGUUAAACACUACAAAAAAUGGCUUCGAAUCACCAUUUACAUCCUCUUCCUCCUCGUUGGCCAAACCACCGCGACUCUCUUAGGAAGACUCUACUUCGACAAGGGUGGAAACAGCAAAUGGAUGGCCACCUUUGUACAAUCAGCCGGCUUUCCCAUCUUCAUUCCUUUCCUAUUCUUCUUCUCAUCAUCAACUACUUUUCGUCGCCCUUUAGUCCUUAGGCUCACCCUCAUCUACAUUGCUUUCGGCCUAAUCUUAACCGGAGACAACUUGAUGUACUCUUAUGGACUACUUUACCUUCCUGUCUCUACGUAUUCCUUGUUAUGUGCCUCUCAACUAGCCUUCAACGCGGUCACAUCCUUCUUCAUCAACGCGCAAAAAAUCACUGCCCUAGUACUCAACUCGAUUGUAAUCCUUACAAUCUCCGUGUGUCUCCUAGCCAUCAAUGCAAAUGACGAAGGUAACACGACUAAUAAUGUGUCGAGGGGCAAAUAUGUCAUAGGAUUUUUAUGUACACUUGGUGCAUCCGCGACAUAUUCUUUGUUAUUGUCAUUGACACAAUUCUCUUUCGAGAAGGUGAUUAAGGAUGAGUCUUACAACACAGUCAUAUGUAUGCAAUUUUAUCCUUCGAUCGUGGCAACCUGUGGUUGUGUCAUAGGGCUCUUUGGUAGCGGAGAAUGGCGAACAUUAAAGGGAGAAAUGAGGGAUUAUAAGACGGGUGGAGUGCCCUACGUGCUAACAUUAACGUUCACGGCUAUAAGUUGGCAAGUUUCAUCGUUAGGGUUGAUAGGACUAGUUUUCGAGGUUUCUUCCCUCUUCUCUAAUGUGAUUAGCACCUUGAGUUUGCCUAUGAUUCCGAUUUUCGCAGUCGUGUUCUUCCAUGAUAAGAUGAAUGGUGUGAAGGUGAUAUCUUUGGUGCUUGCUAUGUGGGGGUUUCUUUCUUAUAUUUAUCAGCAUUACUUGGACAAUAUCGAAGCUAAUAAGGCAAGAAAAGAAAAGGUUGAUGUAACUCUAGUUGCUAGCACAGAAAUGUGUUGAUUAAGGAAUUAGUGAAGUUUUAAUUAUUAAAAUAAUUGUUGUAAUUUUUAUCAUUUUUGAGAAAUUAGUACUCCGAUCCGUAGUAUUGUUGCUUGAAACAUGUAACUCUACUAUCAUAUUCUCAACCACUCAACCUAUGGCCAUUUAGCUUUUAAAAAGUUUGACCAAGUCACAUAUAACACUGCUAAUGAAAUACUUCUUCCGUUUCUUUAUGUUUA
Chenopodium quinoa (quinoa) is the source of this 1725-nucleotide messenger RNA. Its product is annotated as probable purine permease 11. Lineage: Eukaryota; Viridiplantae; Streptophyta; Magnoliopsida; Caryophyllales; Amaranthaceae. Gene Ontology annotation, molecular function: purine nucleoside transmembrane transporter activity. The coding region runs from base 341 to 1507 and encodes 388 amino acids. Gene Ontology annotation, cellular component: membrane. The record is from RefSeq and is a predicted model, not a curated record. The transcript is spliced from 2 exons.